Molecule: messenger RNA, 1112 nt
Organism: Pocillopora meandrina
Lineage: Eukaryota; Metazoa; Cnidaria; Anthozoa; Scleractinia; Pocilloporidae
Source: the annotation of a GenBank genome assembly
AUGGGGCCUUUAAAAAGUGGGGCUACCAGACAUUCUUUCAAGAAGACCUUUGUUGGUACAAUAUUUGGGGGAUUGGUUUAUCUGAUCUUGACCAAAGAAAGGUAAGUAGUGCACAGCAUUAUGGUUUUUCUGAAUACUGUGAAAUGGGUUGAGACUCUUUGGUCGAGUUAGUUUUAUCAAUUAUAGCAGAGCUCGCAGCGCGCAACGAAGCCCCACACCUAUAAAAAUGGUAGUGAUACUAAUAACCAUAAAGCCUAGAAAAUUUGAGAUAUUACGUGACCAUUGAACUGAACGUCCGUACAAGGUGUCACUUUAAGGAUGCGUGAAUAACUGCAAUGCGGGCAUUCAUCUCGGCAUUACGUAUUUAGAAGGGGAAAGGAGAAGGUAGUUCGCAUGUACGCUGCGUGUGUAACAAGGAAUCGUAUGUGCUUGCACGUUAACGAUGUACAACCUGGUGAUUGCAAUGUCCCAAUGCAGCGUACCGUGGGCACAAGGUUGGUCAUAACGCUAGGCAUAACCACGACUUUGCUGAGUGAUUCCAAGCUAGGCCAGCGUAUGUAGCAACAGGAAAACGGCAAAAAUGAAUGCUGAGUUUAACUCCUUAUUCCUUUAGCAAUAUAAUCUUGCAAUUGUUGAUGAAAAUAACUCACUAAAAUAUUUGCACUUUAGCUUAAACAAAAUUGAAAGCAGAAGGCACUUAGGUAAAUUUUUGUUGUUUUCCUUUAGCUGGGAUUUUUUCUGCGUCUCUCUGAUAUGGGUGUGCUUAACAGUUGUUUGACGCCAAAUCCAUUUGUUUAAAUCAGGUAGUAAUGCAAAGUAGAACAGAAAAGGUGCACAUUUAACACAGUCACAUGUAAGCUUUGUCGAAACCGUCAAAACUGACAUCUUUUGGAUCAAUAUUGGCCGAGUAAUUAGCGACUGUCUUUUUUUUAACAUUUCAAGAAAAGGUGGCUAAAAACUUGUCGAUCAUCGAGUAUCACACAUUUUCCUGCAUCGCCUUAGACAGAAUUGGCUUGACUAAUCAUCACAUUUAUCUGGGGAAAAUUUGCAUUAAUGGACAGUUUUACAGUUGGUACUUCUUUGACUGCAUAACAAAGGUUUAUACUGCCUGA